AUGCGGCCGUUCCAGGAUCUUGCUAUUUCUUCCUCGGUGGGAACCGAUUCCGAUGAGGAUGCGGCGAAUUUCAUCCUCAGUCAAUUCACGGCUAUAAAUCCAACCGCGUUUCCAGUGAAGCCCGCACCAACCACGCCCCCAAGUCCCCGAGUUGUGAUCCCAAAGAUUACUAUUGAUCAAUCUGAAUACUCAUACCUACCCGGCCAUUCGGUCGUCAAAUGUAUAAGAUCUAAGGUGGACUACCUUUCAGACUCAUACGAGGUCGAGCUGAAAAGUGGUGAAGUUGAAGUGUUAUCUUCCAGCAACAUUCGCUCCCUUAAAAGUGGCGCCGAAGCUCUCUCCUCGUUCGACUCUAAAGAUGCCUACUCCGUUUCAGAAUCCUCCUCCAGCAGCUCAGAAGACGAGCUUACCGAAGCGUUGAAUCUCAAGAUUCUGCUCCAAGGAGGAGGUCGCGUCGACGACAAUGCUAGGGGGAAAUACCGCGUGAAGAGACGAAAAGUUUCAAAAUUUGAGCGAGAACCCCGGAACGGAACUCGCUUCGUCACCAAUCGGCGUGCAGAGUCUGCUUCACCGCUGGGGACAGCUCUGAAAAAGGGGUACUUGUCUACUGCCAGGGUUGCACGGAUUCAUACCACCAAGGGUGCCUUGGACCUCGAGGCCAGCGGGCCCAUCUUAGCUUCUGGCACGAUGUCAAAGGCCCUACGGCCACGUCUAACAGUAAGACAGGAACAUUUGCAGCGGGAGGAGAACGGUGGAGAAGAUCCCUGUCUCGAUAUAGAUGAAUCUCAACUAGACUUGACGGAGAACGUCAUGUUCCGCUGCGAUUCAUGUAAACGUGCCUGGCAUAUGCAUCAUUUGCCCCGAAAAUCCGGGACAUCAUAUAGCAUUGAUGAUGGGCUGGAAGACGACGAGUUAUCAGACAAGCGCUUCAAGGAGUAUGCUAGACGCUGGACUUGCAAUGAAUGUGCGAACCUGCCUGGCGAGAUUGAGUCGCUGGUCGCGUGGAGGCCAACCAACCUAGACAACUAUACGCCAGGAUACACCUCUGACGAGGUCCGAGAGGAUGCAAAAGAGUAUUUAAUAAAAUGGCGAAAGCUUUCUUAUUUCCAAACUUCGUGGAUGCCAGGGCCAUGGGUUUGGGGGAUCACAGCUCCUCCUAUGCGCAAAGCUUUCAAUAAAGCAGAAAAUGGGCAAAAGCCUCGAAUGACAACCGAAGACGCAAUUCCCGAAGACUACCUCCUUGUGGAUAUUGUCCUUGAUGUUAAAUAUUCAAACGUCGUUUCCGAACGAACCCUCGAGAUUGAUCUAGCCCGAGCGGAAGAAGUUGAGAGUGCCUACGUGAAAUACCGAGGUCUUCCUUACGAGUCUUCCGUUUGGGAAAAACCACCUAACCGAAAUAAUUCCGAAAGAUGGCAAAGUUUCCAAGGAGCAUACGAGGAUUGGGUAGUAGGAAACCAUAUUCAAAUUCCCAAGAACGGUGUCUUGAAAAGGCACCUUGCCUAUGUCCGCUCUAAAGACUUUGCAAAGCACUGGGUACGGAAGAAGCAACCAGAAAUACUUACUGGUGGGGAAUUGAUGAACUACCAGCAAGAUGGACUCAAUUGGAUAUACUUUAUGUGGUAUAAGCAACAGAGUUCUGUGCUGGCAGAUGAGAUGGGUCUAGGAAAGACUAUCCAGGUCAUCUCAUUCUUUGCUACGUUAAUUCAAGAUCACAACUGUUGGCCAUUCCUUGUCGUCGUUCCGAACUCGACUUGUGCGAACUGGAGGCAAGAGAUAAAAACAUGGGCGCCGAGCCUUCGAGUUGUAACAUGUUAUGGCUCCAGUGCUGCUCGAAAAAUUGCCCAAGAAUAUGAAAUGUUUCCCCGUGGGUCAAAAGAACUCCGGUGCCAUAUUGUCGUGACUUCUUACGAGAGUAUGGUUGAGGAGAAGACUAAAAAGAUCUUCUCUUCCAUUCCCUGGGCAGGGCUUGUGGUGGAUGAAGGACACCGACUGAAGAACGAUAAAAAUUUACUUUAUGAAGCGCUGUUGAAGUUGAACGUACCGUUUAAACUACUACUGACAGGGACACCGCUGCAAAACAACAUUCGUGAAUUGUUCAACAUUUUACAGUUCUGUGACCGCUCUCAUAAUGCAGCUGCCCUGGAGGAAGAGUUUAGGGAUAUUACAAACGAGAACGUUAACAAACUACACAAUAUGAUCAGACCCUUCUUUCUCCGUCGAACUAAAGCUGAGGUCCUAUCAUUCCUACCGCCGGUGGCGCAAAUAAUAUUGCCCGUUUCAAUGACGAUCGUGCAGAAGAAACUAUACAAGUCGAUUCUUGCAAAGAACCCACAGCUAAUCAAGGCAGUUUUUAAGAAUUCUGACUCCGGUUCGACUACCAAGCAGAAUGAACGUCAUAACUUGAACAAUAUUUUGAUGCAGCUUCGAAAAUGCCUAUGCCAUCCAUUUGUGUACUCCAAGGCCAUCGAAGAAAGGGGUGUCAAUUCUGCCCUGCUACAUAGAAAUAUGGUAGAGGCGUCGUCUAAAUUACAACUUCUAGAGCUCCUAUUACCCAAACUUCAAGAACGCGGGCACCGUGUACUAAUAUUCAGUCAGUUUCUCGACUUUUUGGACAUUGUCGAAGACUUUUUGGACGGCCUUGGUCUUGAACAUCUUCGUUUGGACGGCACCAUGAGCUCGUUAAAGAAGCAGAAGAGCAUUGAUGCGUUUAACGCCCCAGAUUCUGACUACUUCGCGUUCUUACUCUCCACUAGAGCUGGAGGUGUUGGAAUCAACCUUGCAACCGCGGAUACUGUCAUAAUUCUGGAUCCUGACUUCAACCCACAUCAAGAUAUACAGGCUCUAUCGAGAGCUCACCGUAUUGGCCAGAAAAAGAAAGUCAUGGUUUUUCAGCUUAUGACGCGUGGUUCUGCCGAAGAGAAAAUUAUGCAGAUCGGAAAAAAGAAGAUGGCUCUAGAUCACGUUCUUAUCGAGCGUAUGGAUGCAGAAGAUGAUGGCGAGCUUGAUAUGGAGACCAUUCUGCGCCAUGGCGCAGAAGCCUUAUUCGACGACGACUGCACUGGGGAUAUCACCUACGAUUCACAAUCUGUCAACAAGCUUAUUGAGCAAAGUGAGGUGGAAAAUACCAAGACUGGGGCAGACGCUUCUGCGGAAUCGCAGUUCAGCUUUGCGAGGGUAUGGGUUAAUGAAUCAAUGGAAGACGCCCUUGAUGACGCCGAAUCACCACCGCCGAGUAAUACUGUCUGGGAGAAGAUCCUUAAAGAGAGGGAAAAGGCAGCAGAACAUGAAGCGAGGCUUAAGGCACAGACAUUUGGUAGAGGUAAACGUAAACGCCAGGCUAUCAAUUAUAAAGUCCCAGGCAAGCAUAAUGGCGGAGACGAUGAUAGUGACGUUGAAUUCAAUUCCAACCCGAACUCGGGUUCUGAUACUGAUGGAACCAACGCAUCUGGUGCAUCUGAGGCCUCCGAGAAACGUGCAGUUCGCCCUUUCCAACGUGCCAAUAUUGCAAACUCAAUUGUCCAUGAAAGUGUGCGGUCGAAUACAAAGGAAAAGCAAUACCCUUGUAUUGCCUGCGAUCAUCUUCACCCUAUCGGUUACUGCCAGUUGAGACUUGCUGGAAUUGAGCACUGUGGACUCUGCGGGAUUGCCCACCUUGGCCAUGCACGAACAUGUCCCCAUCUCAACUCCGAGCUACAAGUUGCAUCAAUGCUUGGCUCACUCCGGCAGAGCACGGAGCCAGAUCAUCUUGUUGACGCUGCUACAAAAUAUUUACGAGGAAUCCGUGGACACCUUGUUGCGCGACGCAAAAACAACCAGAAAUCCGCACAGCGAGAACAAGUGCAAUAUGCCCAGUCUUCGCAAAAUACUGCCCAUCCACGGCCCGCUCCAAAUCGCUAUGAUCCUCAUUACCCGCCUCCUCCCCAACCUCCGAACGGUUUCACCGACUCCAGUUCUCGCACAGCACCUCCACGGCCAGGUCUGCCAUACACCCAGCAUCAGCCUCAUCCUCACCCCCCUGCCGCAACGCCUGGAUAUUCCCCGUAUACCCCAAACCCAUACCCCGGUCAACCAAGUUCCACCCGCUCCCCAUACCGAUAUCAACCCCAGUAUUAA
This is a messenger RNA of Arthroderma uncinatum, 4113 nucleotides long. RefSeq names its product chromatin remodeling factor. Gene Ontology annotation, molecular function: histone binding; ATP hydrolysis activity; DNA binding. The record is from RefSeq and is a predicted model, not a curated record. Lineage: Eukaryota; Fungi; Ascomycota; Eurotiomycetes; Onygenales; Arthrodermataceae. Gene Ontology annotation, cellular component: chromatin; nucleus. The transcript has 8 exons. Gene Ontology annotation, biological process: chromatin remodeling; negative regulation of transcription by RNA polymerase II. Bases 1 to 4113 code for a protein of 1370 amino acids.